UUACUUACUUUGGAGAACAAACCCAGCGAUCCAAGCAACCACCGAUUCCAAGCUAAUCAUGUAUCCCAGCCACUAGCAGCGGCACGCCGGAGGCGGCGGCCGGCGGGAGUUGGUCCAUCCAUCAAUCUGGCCGCGCGGUCGAGUUCCCGUCCAGAUCUACGCCGUAGGUCGGCCGCAUCUAGGCGAUUUGUUCUAGCUAUGGUUUCAAUCCAUCAAUCGGCGGGCCUCCCAAUCCCGCCCAUGGAGUCGCCGCCGCUCAAGCGCAACGUCGCCCAAGAUGACGACAUAAUCAGCGCGCUCACCGACGACCUCCUCCUCGCAAUCCUCGAGCGCCUUGACCUGCGCGACGCGGUCCGCGCCGGCGCAGUCUCCACGCGGUGGCGGCACCUCCCCCACCGUCUCUCGCGCCUCGAGCUCGACGCCGGCCACUUCGGCGGCGCCACUCUGGUCGACACCAUGGACGCCUUCACGAGCGCUUUGCUGUUCGUGUGUCCUCCGGCUGAGCGCGACUGUGACUGCCACCGCAGCCGUGUCAUCAAGACCCUCGACCUCAGCUUCUACCUGUUAAACCCUCACCUGAUCUCCAUUGGCAGCGCCAUCGAGGAUGUCGUCAGCCGUGGCAAGACCACUGGCCUCGCCUUACAAAUAUCUCCGCCGCCGCCCGGACAAUACACUGCCCAGCUGAUCGCCAUGUUUGGACAGAUGUUCAUGUCCUUCUCCCGCGCCUACCAGGUCGCCUUCCGGUGGCUCACCAGGCUAUGCCUCAAGGGCCUUGCGUUCGAGGACUCCGACGUCACCGACCUCAUUAACGCUUGUGAUGGGCUCAAGCAGCUCACCCUGAGCUCCUGCUGGAUGGUUGAGCACUCCGUGCUCAAGAUCGAUACGCCGUGCUCAGGGCUCCAGGAGCUCAAGUUCAUCGACUUUGGGGGCAAGUGGAUCGAGCUCGUUUCUGUCCCCAAGCUUAGGCAAGUGACGUGCCUUUGUUGGCGCUUCGAGAACCCUCCGGUGCGCUUCGGCUAUGUUCCAGAGCUUCGUGAUGUGACCUUCACUUGUCAGGCCAAGGCGUGGCAGGCGCCAUUCCUGCUGAGUCAGUGCUUGUCAACGAGUGUAACAAACCCGUGGAAAUUGCAUCUCCAUUUUGCUGGCCAAAUGAUUUGGAUUCAACCGGAACAUCCCAAGCAGCUUACUGCUAUAUUCAGAAACCUGACUGGUUUGUCUCUUUUGGGUGUCUUCCCUGAGUGUGAUCUGAGCUGGACCCUGUUUAUCCUUGAAGCUGCACCCGCCCUGCAGUUUUUAAGUUUGUCUCAAGAUCGGCAUUCAUGUGUCAAAACUUCCGAAGACAGUGCCGAGAAGACCAACGUGGUGUGGGAGCCAUCCAAGGAUUUGAAGCACCUCAAUUUGAAGGUGCUGCAGAUGUACGGGUUCGAGGAGGAUGACAAGGUGACAAACUAUAUAAGGCUAAUCAUGGAAAGAGCCGUGGGGCUGAAGAUAAUCAUCCUGCGUAGAAAAUUCCCAUGUAAGGAGUGCAAUGACAUUGAGCUUGAAAAAGGAUCCGAGAUGAAUGAAGCUAGCUGGUGUCGGGUUAAGAAACGACUCACAAAUGGAUCCUACUCAUCUGUGGAGAUAAUAAUCUGCUGACAGGUAUGGUCAGGAAUGCUAUGUCUCAUAACGCUUGUUGUUGCUGGAGCGAUGGUUGUGUAUGCACCUGGUAGUAAUUUUAAUUUCUAGGUACUGAUAGCCUGAUUAUACUUGAUUGGUGUGGAUCUUAAAUUGUGUGUACUGCAGUCUGGAUGCAUGCUUUUCUUUUUGGUA
Molecule: messenger RNA, 1812 nt
Organism: Hordeum vulgare subsp. vulgare (domesticated barley)
Lineage: Eukaryota; Viridiplantae; Streptophyta; Magnoliopsida; Poales; Poaceae
Exons: 3
Coding region: 199-1638 (479 amino acids)
Molecular function (GO): protein binding
Source: RefSeq, a predicted model, not a curated record